AUGGGUGAUGUUGAGAAGAAGAGCAAGAUACUCAUAUUCGGAGGAACUGGAUAUUAUGGUACGUACCAGGUGAAAGCCUGUGUUGCAGCUGGUCAUCCAACUUAUGUUUAUGUUCGCCCUCUCAAACCUUCCUGCAAUCCCUCCAAGUUGGACAUUCGCAGAGAAUUUAAAUCCCUAAGAGUUACCAUUUUCGAGGGAGAACUGGAUGAACAUGAGGUUAUUGUAAUGCUAGGAAUGCCUCCAAUCAUGAUGAAGCAACUCAAAAUUAUAACAGCCAUGAAAGAGGCCGGUAAUGUUAAGAGAUCUAGUCCUUCAGAAUUCGAAAAUGAGUAUGAUAGAACUAGUCCACUACCACGGUACGUAUCAAGCAUGUUAGGACGAGAAGAAGAUAAUCAGAAGGGCGACUGA
Daucus carota subsp. sativus is the source of this 408-nucleotide messenger RNA. Its product is annotated as isoeugenol synthase 1-like. The coding region runs from base 1 to 408 and encodes 135 amino acids. The record is from RefSeq and is a predicted model, not a curated record. Lineage: Eukaryota; Viridiplantae; Streptophyta; Magnoliopsida; Apiales; Apiaceae. The transcript is spliced from 3 exons.